AUUUGUACAAUUUUUUGUAUUUGUGCUGGUAACAUUGAGUUUUUGUUAAGUUUUUAUUGUUUUCAUAAGUUAUUUAAAAAAAGAGUUAUUAGAAAAUUUAAUGGUGUUGUUGGUAGUUAAAGAAAUAACUAAUCUUUCCUUUUUAUGAAUAAAUAAGGUACCGAAAUUGUAAAAUACUGAUAAAAUAUGUGAAAUGGUAGUAUAGAUAAGACACUAAAUUUAUAAAAUCAUAAUUAAGGUCAGGAUUCUUAAGGUACACAUUCUAGUUAAAUAUGAGUAAGAUAAAAUGGAAGUUGAAAAAUAUAAAAACUGGAGGUGUGAUUGAUCUUAAAGAUUCUUUAUCUCAAGCUGGUAGACUGCCUAGUAUGCAGAUUCGAUGUAACAGUAAUUUAGUUUCUCGAAAUCAUGCAAAUUUCUUUAUUCUGGAAGAUGGAAGUCUUCGAGUUAUGGACCAAAAUACAACAAAUGGUACUUACAUCAAUGGGAGAAGAAUUAAUGGAAAAGAAAUCAUUAAACUAAAAACUGGAGAUAAAGUUGCCCUAGGAUUUGAUCCUACUACUGAAUAUGAAAAAGUUGCAAAUACAACUUUUUAUAUAUUUGAAGUAUUAACAGGAGACCAUCCAGUUCCAGAAAUAAUAAUCGAUAGUGAAACUGACAGUGGUACAUCUGAGAAAACUGGAAGUGAAUCUGUAAAAUAUGAAGAAGAUAGUAUUAAUAGAAAAAUAUUGGGUAAUAUCAUAUCUAACAAAGAUGUCAAUAAUGUGGUAGAGGUGGAAAAUAUGAAAGACAAUAAAGUAAAAGUGAAAGACAUUGAGAACAGUUUAAAAUCUCCAGAACCAUCUACAUCAAAAUAUUCACUUACAAAUGAAAGUGUGAUUUUUAGCAGACAAACUGCAACAAAAGAGGCUCCCCAAGGAAAUAAGAGGCAUCUUGAAACAGAAAAUUGUAUUAAAGAGACGAUAAAGGUUUCUAAUAAAUUGUCAGAUAAAAUUAUUGGAAAUAAUUUUACUGAGGAUGCAAAUCUUAAUAAUGAAACCAGUAAUAAGAGUACUUCAGUAGAAUACAAAAACAACACUUCAGAAGAAGAACACUUGAACAAUAUUAUUGAAGACAAUAGAUUAAGGAAAGAAACUAAAUUAGAUUUUAAAAAUUCACAGCUAAACAUUGCUAACCAAGAUGAAAAAUUAAACUGUUCCCACUGCAUUCCAGAUACAAAGAAUAAAAGGAUAGAAAUAAAACAUAACGAAAAUAUUUGUUUAUCUUUAAGAAAAGGACAUUUACAAGAUAGAGAGCUGCUUAAUAAGGAAAAUGAGAAAUGGGGAGAAGCAGAUUCAGAAAGUUUAAAGUUUGAAGAUAAUUGUAAAUCUGACAAGGAAAAUAAGGAAAAAUCAUCAACAGCCAAUUCAUUAAAAAAUACACACAAAAACAAACUGUCAAAGUUUAAAAGCUUGAAAGUGAAUGUUGAAAGACUUACUAAUAAGAAAUUUGAAAUAGAUAAAAAUUCCUUAACAAACAAAGAGACUCAUAAUAGCAUUACAACUGAGGAUAAUAUUUUUCAAGUACCUAUUUCUGUUGUUUCAAAAUAUUCCCAUCUCUCAACACAAAAAAAUAAGGACAGCAUAGAUGACAAUGCAGUCAAGCAUGUAAAAAGUAGAGAAAGCUUCUUUAACACCCAAGAAUUGUUUUCAGUUCUUACAGAUUCUAAAGUAAUUAAGGAAUCUCCAAAGUUUAAAAACUUGAAUGCCAAUGUUGAGGGACUUACUAAUAAUAAAGAUGAGAUAGUUCAGAAAUUUUUAACAAAUAAUGAGACUCAUAAUGUCAACCCUGCUGAAAAUAACAUUUUUCAGAAACCUACAGUCGAUUCUUCAAAUUGUUCCCAUCUCUCAAAACGAAAAAAUGAAGAUAAUGUGAAAGCAAGCAUGAAAAAAAUAAAGAAGGACUUGACUGAACAUAAUACAAAAAGUAUUUCAAGUUGUAAAGAGAAUGUUUCUAAAGAAAUUAAAAGAUCGUCAAAUUUAAUUGAUAACAAUGAUUCUGCCUUAAAGGGUCCCAUAACAAGAAGUAAAAGCUUUAAUGAAAACAAAAAUGAAACAGAAAAAGGAUUAGUAAAAAUAGAAUCGGUGAAAGCAAUAUCAACUGGUUUCACCAAUGAAGACAUCAUUUUUGUGGAAGAUGAUGAUGAUGAUGACGACGGUAGUAAUUUUCCUUGUUCACAAUUGUUCCAGUCUAGCCAAGAAGAAGAAGUUGACAAUGGCGUCGUAGAAGAAAGUAAUAUUAAUGAUGAAAGUCUUUUUCUCAAUAUAAAAAAGGAACUGGAAGAACUUGAUAAGACUGACUUUGUUCCUUGUAUAAUGUUGGAUAGUGAUAUCGAGUCUGACUGGUACAGCGAUGGUGAAAAAAACGCAACUGCCCAAAAAGUAGAAUCUCGACGAAUGUCUGAUAGAGUUGUCCCUGGAACGUACCAUAAUUUUGAGAAUAACAACGUCGAUAUUCUCUAUUAUGAAGAAGCAGCUUCUUUAAAUAACAAAUCUGGUAAUGAAGGCACAUUGGGGAAUGAAGAUGAACAUGAACAGAAUCUGAUUAUUGAAGAACAACAUGCAACUUUACCACCAUCAGAAGAAACUAUGAAGAAAAUUGUACAAGUUUCAGAACUUGAGUCGUCAACGGUUCCUGUUUCCUCAUUUUAUCCAAGUAGAUCAGCUAAGAAAUACAUCGUUCCACCUAUUGUGGAACCUCAUAGGGUAACACGUGCUAGAAAUUGUAACAAAAGGGAAUGCAGUAGGUCCCGAUAUGAAGUGGGCAAACAAGAAAAAAAGAGGCGUGUUGAAAAAACACCGCCAAAAUAUAAUACAACAAGAAAAGAUAAAUUAGCUAAAACGACUUAUUCAAAUAUUCAGAAAAAGGAAACUAAACGCGAUGAAAUUAGAAAAAAAGUAAAGGAAAUUGCCGCAAAGAAAACUGACCAAAAGCAAAAAGAAGUAACAGCGAAAAAGGGCGCUGUGAAAGUGAAAGUUUCCGAGGGCAGGGGACAGUUUCUACUUGAAAACAAUAGCAACUUAGUUAAAAACAUUCGGAAAGUUAACAUAAAUAAUGACCUUACAAAACCCUCUAUCAGAUCAUUACAUUCAUUAAAAGGUGGAGCUACGUCAUCUAAAAAAAAUUCUAGCCUUCCAAAUAAAAUAAACAGUAACACUACGUCAUCCAAGUCACUAAGUCUCAGAGAGGUACCAACGACAAAUCGUUUGAACGUAACGAACAAGGCACCAUUAAAUAUCCCAAACACCCUCUCAUCAGUAGAAAUGAAUGUUAAAACGGAUGUUUCUGAUAUAAUUAACCAAAUAAUUCGUUGGUCCGCCAGUUGGUUAAGUCAACAGAAAAAUAAAUCUUAUUCUCCCCAAGUUAACAAACGUCCACCAGUCGAAAUGAGUGCAAAAUUUUCAUCAUAUAGUGAUUAUUACAAUAUUGUCGUACCGUUACUUUUGUUAGAAUUAUGGAAUUCUUUAUAUAAAGACUGGAGUAAUCCUGGCAACGAUUUAAGGAAAACUACUUUCUGUAGCAGAAUUGAAGACGAGGAAGUCGUUAAAGGUUACACCUUUAUGAAAAGUUUUACUUACAUUGAUAAAGAACGACAUGUCAAGGGCGUUAAUAUAAAGGAGGAAGAUUUGGUAGUUUUUGAGGUGAAAAGCAGAUAUGAUAAUAGGAAGAUUUUAAGAACUGGGUUUGGCUUUGUUACAUUUGUUUGUAAAAGACCUGUUCAAGAGAAAGAUGUCAUUGAUUUUGAAGUGGCAUCUGUAUUAGGAUUGGCUCCGGAUUACUGUGUCAAUUUUACAUUUAAAACAAAAUCCUAUGUGAAUUCAUCUGAUAAAGGGAACAUAAUGUUUGUCAGGUUGGUUUCAUCGAUGGGCCCCUAUCUUCGGUUGUUUAAGUCCGUAAAAUAUUUACAGUUUUCACCUUUAAAGGAGAUGAUACUUAAUCCUAAAAUAGAAAAUUUUAAAGUGAACGAGUUUGAACCGAGAAAACUGUACACCGACGUAAAACUUAAUAAAAGUCAACUUAAAGCAGUGGUUGAAGCUACUGAGUUGUGCUUAGGCAAAAAACCAGGUCUUUAUCUUAUUCAAGGACCCCCAGGAACUGGUAAAACGACCGUAAUCACGAGUAUAAUACAAGAAAUAGUAUUUUCCGCAGAUGGACCUCCCCGUUGUGCACUUUUAGUGGCCCCAUCCAACGGAGCUGUCGAUGAACUUGUAAAAAGACUAAUGGUCAUACGCCAAAGACUUAAUGACACAAAUCGAAAAAAAUUUAAAGUAAUCAGAGUGGGACCUCCAAACUCAAUACACCCAAAAGUGUAUCCGUUUAGUUUAGAGUAUAUAACGAAAUUAAAUUUCUUAAGAGAAGUGCAUCGCAUAUUUCCCGAAUUUCGAGACCAAUUUCUAAGUUUACAGCAAAAAAUUGUCGAGUUGGAGAGAGAGUGUAAGAUAACCAGCAGUAGUUUCGAACGAUUGGAAUGUGCUAAAAAAGAGUACGAAAAGAUUUGUGUGAACAAUUUGGGACGGAAAUAUUUUUCCGAAUUGGAUAAAAUUAGGUGGAGUUGUCUUUACAAUGCAAAUGUUAUUUGCACGACAUUAUCGAGUUGCUUUAGUUUGCAAAUGGAGGCUGUAUUUAGAAACUCUGGAAAAAUAACUUGUUGCAUCGUGGAUGAGGCAACUCAAAGUAAUGAACAAGAAACACUCAUUCCUUUAAUGCUUGGUUUAGAAAAAAUAGUCCUUGUGGGGGAUCCUCGCCAAUUAUGUCCAACAACAUUAUCUCAGGAAGCAAAACUGUUAAAAUAUGGGAUGUCGUUGUUUUCUCGUAUAAGCAACCAAUUCGAAGAUAAGCCAGAUAAUCCAAUUGUAAUGCUGGACACUCAGUACCGUAUGCAUCCGGAAAUAUCGCAGUUACCUAGCAAGAUGUAUUACAACAAUCGUUUAAAAAAUGGUUCGAGAUGUCUCGACAGUAAAUUCAAACGCCUUAAACCGUAUGUAGUGUUUAAUUUAGCGAUGUAUUGUCCAGUCGAGCAGUACCGUAACGAGAACGAAGUCACUUUUGUAAUAAAACUACUCAGUACUAUCAUUGAAUUGACUUCAGCCACUGAUUCUGUCGACAUUGGUAUUAUUACACCUUAUAAUAAUCAGAAAGUCAAACUAAACGAAGCACUUAAAGGAUACAAUUUCAGGUCAAAUGUAAAAGUUACUGCAAACACCGUAGACAGUUUUCAGGGGCAAGAAAAAGAUAUAAUUAUUGUGUCGUAUGUAAGAAUGGACGGCAACAGUUUUGUAAGCGACGAACAUAGAUUGAACGUGGCAUUGACAAGAGCGAAGCACGCUCUUUUUAUUGUAGGCAACAAGUAUUUAUUUGAUACUUGUUCUGUAUUAAAAAAAAUUCGUGACAACGCGCAGAAAAGAAAGUUGCUAUGUAUUGUUGAUGAUACCAGUUCUUUAGAUUUAAAACGAAUUAUAUCCCAGUAAUAUGAUUUCUUUUUAUAAAUUUUGCAUUUACUUACACAGGUUUAUAUAUUUCAUUUCUUUAUCUUUGAGA
This is a messenger RNA of Agrilus planipennis (emerald ash borer), 5574 nucleotides long. RefSeq names its product helicase sen1-like. The record is from RefSeq and is a predicted model, not a curated record. The transcript has 13 exons. Gene Ontology annotation, biological process: termination of RNA polymerase II transcription. NCBI's taxonomy places the organism in Eukaryota, Metazoa, Arthropoda, Insecta, Coleoptera, Buprestidae. Gene Ontology annotation, molecular function: protein binding; transcription termination site sequence-specific DNA binding; ATP hydrolysis activity. Bases 273 to 5504 code for a protein of 1743 amino acids. Gene Ontology annotation, cellular component: nuclear body.